Molecule: messenger RNA, 1335 nt
Organism: Misgurnus anguillicaudatus (oriental weatherfish)
Lineage: Eukaryota; Metazoa; Chordata; Actinopteri; Cypriniformes; Cobitidae
Gene: rnf144b
Product: ring finger protein 144B
Biological process (GO): protein ubiquitination
Molecular function (GO): ubiquitin-protein transferase activity; zinc ion binding
Source: RefSeq, a predicted model, not a curated record
AUGGCAGACACCACACCACCCUUUCUAAAGUUUAAGGUAAGCAACGAGAGGUCCAGUAUGGAGGUCAACACCAGAAAGAUCCACUGCAAACUUUGUUUGACCGACUGCCUUGAACCAGAGACAAGCACACUGCACUCAUGUAACUGCGUCUUCUGUGUACAGUGUUUACGGCAGUAUGUCCAGUUGGCUAUUCGGGAUGGUGCCGGAGGUGCAAUUACUUGCCCUGAUCCGGCCUGUGAGAACACUGGUACUCUGCUUGACUCUGAGAUCGCCUCCUUUGCCCCAGGUGAUCAGAUUGAACUCUAUCAGCGCCUCAGAUUUGAAAGAGGAGUUCAGUUAGACCCCAGUAAGGCCUGGUGUCCCAUGCUGGACUGCCAGGCUGUGUGCAGUGUCACGCCUGGUACCGAAGGCAAACCAGCGCCCGUCCCCUGCCCCACGUGUCAUGCCGUCUUCUGCUGCGGCUGCAGAGGUCUCUGGGAUGACGGACACUCCUGCUCCCAGCAUCAGCCACUGAUGACAUCAUCAGCGGACAGUGGAUUGGUCAGCACUGACACCGAUGCGGCGAUUAAACAGUGUCCCAUGUGUGGCGUCUACAUAGAGCGCAAUCAGGGCUGCGCUCAGAUGCUGUGCAAGAGUUGCAAGCACACAUUCUGCUGGUACUGCUUACAGAAUCUGGAUGGUGAUAUAUUCCUGAGACAUUACGAUAAAGGACCCUGCCGAAACAAGCUGGGACACUCCAGAGCCUCGGUCAUGUGGAACAGAACGCAGGUGGUCGGUGUCCUGGUAGGUGUUAGCAUCAUUGUACUAGUGACAUCACCACUGUUGCUCCUGGCAUCGCCCUGCAUCCUGUGCUGCGUGUGCAAACCCUGCCGUGCCAAGUCUUCCAAAAAGAAGCGGAAAGAUAAAAAGCCAUCAGAUUCCACUGCGUAGUAAACAACAUCUGUAGCACCUUCACGUGCCAAACACUAGUUUUGCUAGCCAGGUGCACAAGUGCCUCAUUCUCAGUGCCUGCUAUUUGGUGGGUUCUGUUCAUUUUGCCUUUGGGAAAAGCAUGUUGUUUAUUGACUAAACAACAUCCGCCCUUUCUCCACUAAGCCAAAACAUGUUUUUCAUUUGUUCUAUAGAUGAUAUAAAACAUUUAUAGAUUGUAGCUUUGUUGUUUCCAUAUAAUGCUCCAAACCAAAGGCUGUGAUUUCAUCUUGUGUACUAUACAAUGUAAAUACUGUAUUUAUGUUUCUGGGUACUGUCCUGUUUUCAUUUUUACAUUUGUUGAUUUUUUUCUGCACAAGAUAUUUUAUAAAACUUCACUACAAUAAAUGAAACAGCUCAAACUGA